Messenger RNA from Exophiala xenobiotica, 834 nucleotides. RefSeq lists its product as uncharacterized. Lineage: Eukaryota; Fungi; Ascomycota; Eurotiomycetes; Chaetothyriales; Herpotrichiellaceae. The record is from RefSeq and is a predicted model, not a curated record. The transcript is spliced from 3 exons. The coding region runs from base 1 to 834 and encodes 277 amino acids.
AUGCGAUUACAAAAGUAUGGACAGGCUCUGAAACUCCUUCAGAUGCAGCUCGACAACGGCGAGACACGCUUGCAGCCAGAAAGUCUCUGCUCUGCUCUCAUUCUGAAUAGCGCAGCGGUAGUAGACGAGGAUCUUCAUAGCCAUCACCAUUACCUCUCUCACGCUGAUGGAGCGACUGCAAUCCUUCGAGCCUUUGGCCCAGAGAGGAUAAAUUCGCGGUUCGAGCUGCAAAUGUUCUACGCUCAUCUCCCUACCCUCGUCUUCAAGUCCCUCCUGCUCACCACGAAAUGUUUCAUCGACACUCCCGACUGGCGUACACUCGAGCAAAAAAUCCCCGACUCCUGGUCCGUCGAUCGUUUUGAAGCCGGCAUACUCCACACCUACGCUAGAUUGCCCGCCUUCAUCCACAGUCUUCGGACACCGAGAGCCACGUCAGGAUCUGAAUUUGGCGAAGAUUCACUUCUCUCAGCACUCUCGCUAAAGGAGGACCUUUUCUCUCUGAAUGAUAGAGUGAAUGACUUCCUCAAAGACACCGACAUGGUCCUUGAAUGCCCUCCGCUAUGGACUUCGUCAGAACGUGGACCCUCGACAUAUCACCUUUUCAAGGACAUUCGUCUCGCCGAAGCGCUGUCCAUCUUUUGGCGCGCACUGAUCGUGGUGACCAAUGGACUGCGCCAACUGCGCAUGGCAACACCAGCGGACGAAGAAAUCGCAAUGGGUGCAGCCCUGCGGCUAUCAUGUCUGCUGAGCACGUUCAGACCUGGAAGCCGCUUGGAUCGUUGUUCGCUUGCCUCAAUCUGCGCGUGGCUCGGCUUGCUUGCUCGCAGGCCUUGA